GGCUUGACGAGGUUUGAUGGAGUAUAAAAAGUAUGAUGUCUACUGAUAAAAAUAUGUGUGUUAUGGUAGAUAAGAAGAAAAGUGAUAAGAUUUGAGUAUGUGUUAGAUUUUGAUUACUUAAAAUACUUAAAAAAAGAAAAAAAAUAAUGGGAAGGGAGAGGCCAUCACAGAGUGAUGUUUGUCACUUGAAUUGGGGCAACGCCCCCUCACCAUGCUCACUGAAUGGGGAAAUCCGAUGAUCAGCAACUGCCACUGCAUCAACACCAAGGCCGCCGGAGUCGGCCCGGCGGGGGAUGUCCGAUGGGCGGUCUCUCUCAUCUUUUCAACCGUUUCAAUUUCAAGUGCUUCUUCGUCCUUCUACUGAGCGUCGCCGUUUUUCUCUCCGCAGCGUUUUCUGUCCUUCCUCUUCGCCCUUACUCGUCUGGGUUUGAUGCGAAGGAGGCAAUCAAGCUCGGCUCUACUGUUCAAGCAUACAUCAGACUAAAGAAACCGAUUUCAGAUCUUAUUCAUAGCAUUGAUAGACUAGAAUAUGAUAUCUAUGGGGAGUUAGGAGUCCCUUCUACAAAGGUCGCAAUUCUAUCCAUGCACCAGGCAGAUUUACAUAACCAGAGUGAUGUAAUAUUUGGUGUGUUUCCCGAUCAAGCCAAUUCAUCUAUAAAUCAGCAGUCCCUAGAUUUGCUGAAAAUGUUAUUCAUAGAUCUUUUUCUCAAACAAGCCAAUCUGACCCUGACUACUUCAAUCUUUGGAGAGCCAUAUUCUUUUGAGAUUCUGAAAUUUCCAAAUGGAAUGACUAUAAUUCCUGAACCCCUCUCUCCAUUCUGGAAUGCACCUCAGAUCCUCUUCAACUUCACUCUCCAUAACUCUGUUGAAGUAAUAAAGGAGAAUUAUGUCAUUUUAAAGGAGCAGCUGAAGUCUGGCUUACAUCUCAAGCCACACGAGGAAGUUUUUGUGAUGGUGAAAAACAAGAUUGGUUCUACAAGAGACCCUCCUGUCACAAUUGAAGUCUCUGCUGUUACGGAUGUUGACAUUCUACCACUGGAAAGAUUGAAACAAUUAGCCCGAACAAUCACCCGAUCCCCUCCCUCAGCAAAUCUUGGCCUUGAUAACUCUGUAUUUGGUAAGGUUAAGCAAAUAAGUUUAUCUUCCUUCCUAAGCCAUUCACUUCAGUCCCUUCCUCCAAUGCCUGCUCCAGCUUCAGCUCCGUCUCACUCCCCAUUCCCCUCGCCACCUUAUGCUAGCCACCAAAGCUAUGGCCCACUUCCUGGGGACACAUAUUGGCAAUCUCCACCUGUUAUCACUGCUUCACCACCAAUUGGUCCAGGCCCAUCACCAGCUGGUCCCGUUUUGUCUUACUUUGCUAAUUCCCCACUGUCAGGCAAUGUCAUGCUGAAGAUGUCACCUAGUCUUUCUCCUCUGCCCGGGGAAUCAUAUCAUUAUAGUCGGACCCAGGAAAAAUGGGUUGCAACUAGCUUUGGCUCGUUAUCACAAAUUUCUUCAGCAGCAUCAUCAUCAUCUCCAUCAGAUGAUUUUCAUGCUAAACCGCUUAUUCUUGUCAGCUUGAGGUGUGGAUUUAUUUUGCAGUCUUAUGCUGGUUCUUGACAUUGCUAUGUUGGAUAUGAUACCACGCCUAAUGGAGUUUCUUUGAGUAGGAUGCUAGCGCUUCUAACAUGAAGGUUAAUGCCUAUCAUAACUGUAUACAAACAAUGCAUAUAUGUUAACGGAGCUGUUGUGGGGUCUACACCUAAGGUAAUUGGCUUCUGUUUCACUCCAUGACACUCAGAUAUGUAAUACCCAUUGCGGUUUUUCAAACUCAUACAAAAUUAAAUUGAGAUAGUUGUA
This is a messenger RNA of Cuscuta campestris, 1839 nucleotides long. The record is from the annotation of a GenBank genome assembly. Lineage: Eukaryota; Viridiplantae; Streptophyta; Magnoliopsida; Solanales; Convolvulaceae.